Molecule: messenger RNA, 1429 nt
Organism: Apodemus sylvaticus (European woodmouse)
Lineage: Eukaryota; Metazoa; Chordata; Mammalia; Rodentia; Muridae
Gene: Gabrb3
Product: gamma-aminobutyric acid type A receptor subunit beta3
Exons: 9
Coding region: 1-1422 (473 amino acids)
Biological process (GO): nervous system process; monoatomic ion transmembrane transport; chemical synaptic transmission
Cellular component (GO): membrane; synapse; GABA-A receptor complex
Molecular function (GO): neurotransmitter receptor activity; GABA-A receptor activity; extracellular ligand-gated monoatomic ion channel activity
Source: RefSeq, a predicted model, not a curated record
AUGUGCUCCGGGCUCCAGGCCCUGCUGCUGCCAAUCUGGCUUGCCUGGACCCUGGGGACCCGAGGAUCUGAGCCCAGAAGCGUGAACGACCCCGGGAACAUGUCCUUUGUGAAGGAGACGGUAGACAAGCUGUUGAAAGGCUACGACAUUCGCCUGAGACCCGACUUCGGGGGUCCCCCAGUCUGCGUGGGGAUGAACAUCGACAUCGCCAGCAUCGACAUGGUUUCUGAAGUCAACAUGGAUUAUACCUUAACUAUGUAUUUCCAACAAUAUUGGAGAGAUAAAAGACUCGCCUAUUCUGGGAUCCCUCUCAACCUCACACUUGACAAUCGAGUGGCUGACCAGCUCUGGGUGCCCGACACAUAUUUCUUAAAUGACAAAAAGUCAUUUGUGCACGGAGUGACAGUGAAAAACCGCAUGAUCCGCCUCCACCCUGAUGGGACAGUGCUGUAUGGGCUCAGGAUCACCACAACAGCAGCGUGCAUGAUGGACCUCAGAAGAUACCCUCUGGAUGAGCAAAACUGCACCUUGGAAAUUGAAAGCUAUGGAUACACCACGGAUGACAUCGAAUUUUACUGGCGUGGCGGGGACAAGGCUGUCACUGGUGUGGAAAGGAUCGAGCUCCCACAGUUCUCCAUUGUGGAGCACCGUCUGGUCUCCAGGAAUGUUGUCUUCGCCACAGGUGCCUAUCCUCGGCUCUCAUUGAGUUUUCGGUUGAAGAGAAACAUCGGUUACUUCAUUCUUCAGACGUAUAUGCCCUCAAUACUGAUCACAAUCCUCUCGUGGGUGUCCUUCUGGAUCAAUUAUGAUGCAUCUGCUGCUCGAGUUGCCCUUGGGAUUACCACCGUGCUCACCAUGACAACCAUCAACACUCACCUUCGGGAGACUCUACCCAAAAUCCCCUAUGUCAAAGCCAUCGACAUGUACCUGAUGGGAUGCUUUGUCUUUGUAUUCCUGGCACUUCUGGAGUAUGCCUUUGUCAACUACAUUUUCUUUGGGAGAGGUCCCCAAAGGCAGAAGAAGCUUGCGGAGAGGACGGCCAAGGCCAAGAAUGAUCGUUCUAAGAGUGAAAUCAACCGGGUGGAUGCUCACGGGAAUAUCCUUUUAGCGCCAAUGGAUGUUCACAAUGAUAUGAAUGAGGUUGCAGGCAGCGUUGGUGACACCAGGAAUUCAGCAAUAUCCUUUGACAACUCAGGAAUCCAGUAUAGGAAACAGAGCAUGCCCAAGGAAGGGCAUGGGCGGUACAUGGGAGACAGAAGCAUCCCGCACAAGAAGACCCACCUACGGAGGAGGUCUUCGCAGCUCAAAAUCAAGAUCCCUGAUCUAACCGAUGUGAAUGCCAUAGACAGAUGGUCCCGGAUCGUGUUUCCAUUCACCUUUUCUCUCUUCAACUUAGUUUACUGGCUGUACUAUGUUAACUGAGUGACUG